AAAGUUCAAUACAAAUGGUCUGCCAUAAAACUACAAGGAAACAAUGUGUCGAGUUUGGUUGGUCCUUGAAAAAAGGUUGAUAUUUGAAAGCGUGUAUGACCUUCAUUAGGAAUUACCGCAAGUUCAACUCCGGUGAUUACGGCAAACAGUACCUGACAAGGCAUGGGUCUACAGGCCGCUCUAGACGGCACGAGGGCGACGGCACUGGACCAUUACUACGGGUAAUUGUCAGCGUAGUAUAUCUACAACGACAGAUAGUAACAGCUUCAAAAGUGAUGUAUUUCCUCCAGCGUGAAUUAAACUGGAAUUAUGCUGCUCUCCAUGAAGUAAUACCGAUUAUUAUCUCAGUGUUAAAUGGAGCAAGCGGUAGCUUUACUGCACGUAGAGAACUUUACGCAGGAUGUAUACAGAGGUCAGGGACUCCGGUGUAACACGCAUAGCGUAGUUCGUCCAACCAUCCAUGUUCAAACUGUCAGAUGAGACAACAUUUGUCACCAACAGUGCCAGUAGCAACACCAUACAAACGUGAUCUCACGCUAGUAAUUUAGUUCGUUUAUUUGCCACUAUUCAAUCGGUGGGUUGUGGCACCGACAGUUGAGUAAAUAAAAACGAAGUACCACGUCAUGGAGAGAGCACUUUGCAACGAGCUAUCAGUCAAACCAUUGGUUGAACUCCCCUCCCCGGCUGUAGUGCAACUUGGCAGUAGCGCAACUUAGCACAGUACUGGGACAACCAAGUUGACUUCGAGCAAGUUUGCCAGUAAUACACCAAUCGUAGUGCGCACAUUUUCCUUUGGUGAUAGCCUUGCAAAAUGAAUGUGGAUUUUUGAUUUUCUCUCGAAAUAAUCUAAGCCUCGUGUUUUACGAAACAAUCUUUGGUACUUCAAGAAGAAAACAUCGAAGUAUUUCCAGCGACAUUCAUUAAGGACUGAUGACAAGAGCAAGUUCCGGUUCGUGAGAUGUAGCGUCGAGGAAAGUUAGACUUUGACCCUGAAGAUGUUAUAUUAGAUUCCUGACACACAGAAAGGGGUAAGUCAUUUGCUGCAAGACGUCGUACAGUACAAAUUGCUACCACAAUAUGCUUAAAAUAUUUCACAAUGUUUAAUACAAUCAAAGAAGAUGAAGUCAAGUUUCUUUAAUCGUUUGAGACAAUCUCCUAAAACCUUAUAUAUCUCAACUUCACUGAGACGUCUUCAAGUGUUUCUGCUUAUUUGUGUCUUAACUUGCCUGCUCGGUCCAGUCAAAGGUACUGAACUUACAACUCAAACAUCAGAUAUUCAUCAAAUUCUCCAAGGCGUAACGAAUACACCACCGGGUCUGGAAGAUGCUUCGGAGUCUAGCUUCUCAAGAAAAGGAGAAUUUUAUCUUGGAGGACUUUUUGAUAUUCACUUGGAGCAGGAUGGAGUUUGCAAAGCGAUAAAUCCAAGGGGUUUGCAGUGGAUGUAUGCAAUGGUGUAUGCGAUCGAACUUAUUAAUGCACGGCAGGAUUUGCUUCCCAAUAUAACACUAGGAUUCCACAUUAAAGACACGUGUGGUAACCCCAACGUAGCUGUGACGUCAUCACUUGAUUUUAUCACUAGUUCAGCCAACCUUGGAACUUGUAAAAACGAUUCAACGACAACAACCAGCAGUGGCAGAUUGGGAACUAUUGUGGCGGUAGUAGGUCCAGCUACAAGUAACGCAGCUGUAUCGGUGGCGAGUCUAUUUGAGUUGUUUGAGUUACCGGAGAUUAGUUACUCAGCAACCAGCGAGUUACUCAGUCACUCCAGUUUUAGUUAUUUCACGAGAGUGGUACCAAGUGACAUCCACCAAGCCACCGCACUAGUCGACAUUGUGACGCAUUUUAACUGGUCUGUCGUGGCCACCGUAGCUACAGAUGACUUGGCUUACGGAGUUCCUGGUUUAGAUCGAUUUCUGUUGAAGUCGAAAUCAAAUGGUGUUUGUGUUGCGUUGGAGAGUCGCAUUGGAAGCAGUACUACUAAGGAACAACUGAUUGAUAUCGUCAACCAAAUCAGAACCUUUCCGAAGAUCAAAGUGAUUGUGGCGUUUGCAAAUGAAGCUCCAAUGUUACGUCUUCUCGAUGCUUUUGCGGAACUCAAUGCAACUGGGUAUACAUUCAUAGGUACAGACGGUUGGACAGCCUCACCUGUUCUGACGUCAGAUUCAAGGAUUUCCAGAGUAACUCGUGGGAUGCUGGGGUUACGUUACAGAGCACAAGAAGUGCCAGGCUUCUUGGAAUAUCUUCAUGGAAUAUCACCAAGUAAAAUUGAAUACCAAGAUCCAUUUCUUACAGAAUAUUGGCAGGAGACUUUUAACUGUUAUAUUGAUGACGGAUCGAAUGGGUCUGGUGUCUUCACCAAGCAAUGCACUGGCGAUGAGAUGUUACCAAAAGAAGACACUUUCUUCAAAGGAAAUUUAGUCUCUUCAAUUCUUGAUUCUGUGUAUGUUGUUGCGUUUGCUCUUCACAAUGCUUUGAAGUGUAACUCAACAAUGUGUGAUGCAAACUCAGGUGAUGUGAAUGGUAGAAACAUCUUAUCCCUUAUGAAAAAUGUCAGUUUUCUUGGUUACUCUGGCUUCAAUAUAGAACUCACGACUAACGGAGAUUUGGGAUCCAGUGCUUCUUAUGAUGUAUUUAAUCUCCAACCUGUUUCAUUGUGCUCAAAUGAAACAGUUACUGAACGAGUUGGUAGAUGGAACUUAAACCAAGCAUUUACAAUCAAUGGUACUAUAACAUGGCCAAGUGAUGACUUAUGUUCACAAACAGCGCCCUCUAUUUCCAUCUGUAGCGAUCCAUGCCAGCCUGGUUACCGUCUUAUAAGCAGCAGCCAAUCCAAGUCCGAGUGUUGUUGGAACUGCGUCCAAUGCCCAGAUAACCACUACACUAUGCGUAUAAACGCCCUCACGUGUUCAAGUUGCCUGAGUGAGGAGGUUGUUAAUGCAGAGCGAACUGGGUGUGUCCCUCUGCCCACCGUCUACCUGACUGCAAACAGCCCGCUGGGUAUCGUCAUUUUAGCUUUAUCAACUCCAGGAAUCCUCAUAGCUUGUGUGUUUGGUACAAUCUUACUCUGUAAACGUAACACACGGGUUGUGGUUUGCGCUCAUGCCGGUCACAAUGUCGCCAUUUUAACCUCUGCCGUCCUAUGUUUUAUAAUGUCAUGGAUGCCUUUGUUUUCGUCCACUGACAUCUACUGUAUCAUCAAAGCUGGCUUGCAACUUUUACCACUGGCUCUGCUGCAAGGAACUUUAGUAAUGACUGCGUACGUGUCAUACAAAGGAAGACAAUACGUAACUGUCAAAAAAAGAGUAUUUAUAAUGCUACUGAUAACAUGUGUGUAUUGUACGUUUAUAGCCGUUUGGUUUGUGACCGGGCUUCCUCGAUCCUCAAGAACACCAGAUAGAAUGGCAAGAUUGGUUUACAUAGAUUGCAAUGAGGGAGAACUCUUCGCUAUUGCGCUUUCCUUCAGUUACAGUAUUCUGCUUGAUAUCUUCGGUCUCUUUAUCGCAUUCAAGACAAGAAAGAAAGAGGAUAACUGCAGAGAAGGAAAAUUCAUCUUCUUCUCUUUUAUAGUCCAUAUUAUGGUAUGGGUUGCAACUAUUGGAAUCCAGUUUGCCAUCAAAGAAGGGAAACACACACGUCCAUUUAUUUUGGUGGUGGGGAUUAUUUUCUCAGGGUAUGUGCCGCUCAUGUUGUUGUUUGUUCCCAAACUGUAUGCUUUGAAGACCAAACCAGAAGCCAAUAGCAAAGUGGAUGCAAAGAUGAAGAGGAAAAUCACUGGAAAGCAUCGGGGUAAAGGAGCAAAAAGAAAGUUUAUACCUGAGGUUGCCAGUGCUCGACAGACCCUAUUGAGUAACUACCACAAAGCUCUUAACGCCAUCCGAGGUGAGAAAUCACAAAGCAUACAAACCGCCAAACUAUGCUUCGAAAGGAUACACGAAAUCCAGAACGGGCAUUGUCAAAGACUUAGCGACAAGAAAUCCGAGCUUUACCGAAUACAACAGAAGAAGAAGAUGAUGAUUGUUUCGAGCUCGUCUAUGUUAUCGACCAGGGUCUGAACACAUCUUCACUAAGCACUGAGGGCGCCCUUCCUCAAUCACACAUAAGCAACACUUUCACUGAAUAAAGCCCGGUGUGGCAUGAGAUUCUGUUCCACGGAAAUUUGGUUUUGGAUAAAGAGUAUUCCCACCUUGUCAAGUAUUCAGUUUUCAUUUCUUGUUUUAAUUCUAUGUCUUCGAACACUUAAGGUUGUUUUCUAUACGGACACACUCAAUAUUAUACUUAAAGGCAUUGGGCACCUUCGGUAAAUGUCAAAGACCAGUAAUCUCACUUGGUGUAUCCAAA
Messenger RNA from Asterias rubens (European starfish), 4338 nucleotides. RefSeq names its product extracellular calcium-sensing receptor-like. The record is from RefSeq and is a predicted model, not a curated record. The coding region runs from base 1119 to 4052 and encodes 977 amino acids. Gene Ontology annotation, cellular component: membrane. The transcript has 8 exons. Gene Ontology annotation, biological process: G protein-coupled glutamate receptor signaling pathway; regulation of synaptic transmission, glutamatergic. Lineage: Eukaryota; Metazoa; Echinodermata; Asteroidea; Forcipulatida; Asteriidae. Gene Ontology annotation, molecular function: group II metabotropic glutamate receptor activity.